AUGUUUAUCACAUAAAAUUAAAAAAAUAAAAAUGCUCACUAAGACAUAAUUGACUCUGAUUUUCAAUCUAAUGUUAUCAAUUAAGAAUUGAAGUCAUUUGUUUAGAAAAUACAGGACAGAUAAAAAAGGUUGUCUGAGCUAUCCAAAUAGCUAGAAGAAACCAUUUAGAAAUCAUUGUCAAUCAAUUCUACUAUUUUUGAAAGGGAAUUGAGGAGCAAAUAAAAGGAAAUGAGGAAAACCAAAUUGGAAAAUGAAAAAAGAGUAACUAAAAUUAAAAGAGAUUAUGAUCUUACUGAAAAUUCAAACUUAUCAAAGCUGUUAUAAAAAUAAUAGGAAUACAGAACUCAUUAUGAUUAAUUAUAUUAGGAGGAAAUUCAUUUUGUUAAGUUUUUAGAUCAGCAAACAAAAAACAGUAGCUAUUUUUCAGUGAUAAACUCUAUUUUGAAUGAUAGCUUAAUAUUCUCUGGAUAAAAAUUAGACAAUUCAAGCGUUCUAGAAUAUCUAACAGGAUAAAAUAAACAUAAAAUUCCAAAUUUUCAUAAUUCGAUUAAAUUAACAAUUUAACAAUUAUAAAAUAUUGAAGAAAACUUAUAAUUUAUCGUCAAUUCUAAUAACAUGACUGAUUCACAAUUGUAACUGCUCUAAUAAUCAUUAUCCAAUUUUAUUAACGUUCUCAAAACAACCCAAACUUCAAUUGAUGAGAUCCUAUUGGAAAUGGAGUUGAUCUAAAAGGAAAUAUCUGAUUCAGAUAAGAUCAGAAAAAAUAAUAUUAUUUUAAUAUAAUCAAUAAUUAAAGAAAACUAGGAUUAAAAAGAAUCGGAAAUCUAGGAAUUUAUUAAAUUGAAUGACAGUUUAUUAAAAUAACUUAUGUCUGUCGUUGAAAUAAAUAGAAGAUAUUCAAUUUUUCAAUUAUAAUCAAACGAAGAUCUCUAAAAAUUAUCCCAAUUAUCAGAGAUCUAAUUUUAAAGUAUUUGUUAAAUUGAAAAUAAAAAGUAAAAUAAAUAAGGUUGUGCAUCAUUAAAAAAAAUACCAACAGUUCUCUUAUCUAAAUCAAGAAAAUUCUCUGACCAUUACAAGGAAUUAAAUGAAUUGAUAAAUAAAUCAAAUGAUUAAUCUUUGGAAUUGGGAGUUAAAAGAGAUUCUAUGGCUUUGGAAUCUUCUUUUCUUUAUCAAUCUUAAUAAGCUACAAAUCCUGAAAAGCCAAUACUAAAUAUAUUAUUGUAAAAGCAAAUGCGGUCUCAAAGUCCCAACAGCACUAAGCAUAUCGAAAAGAAAUCUCCUCUUAUUCAUCAUAUAACAUAUAAAACAAUUGCUCAUGUUGAUAAGAAGACUGCAUUGCCUUUAAGGUGUUCUUGUCCUCCUUAAUGCUUAUGCUCUUCUUAAAUUAUAACAUAAAUUCAUCAGUGCAAUUGCUAAUUGUAUAUCAAUUCAAAAGGAUAUAUUAUGUGCUAACAGUGUUAAUUUUCAUAAUAAAUUUAAGAUUAUGGAUUCUACUGUCCUUAAAAUAGGUAGAAGAAUAAGUUUAAAAAUUAUGAAGAUUUUUUAUUCUCAUUUUGGUUGCAUCUUACUACUUUAACAAUCAAUGAAUAAAUUGUUGAGUUUUGGGAUAAUUUACAAGUUAAUUGUCAACGAUAGUGGAUUUAAUGUAAAUAAAUAGAAUUUAAUGAUUAAAUGGAUGAAACUAAUGUUAUAAACUUAAUUGCCUACUGUCCAUCAAAUAGCAAAUGUUAUCACAAGACUAGUCAAUAAUAAAUUCAUUUUUGUUAGAGUCCAUUAUUGAUUAAUUCAUUAGGUGAAUUGAUUUGUAGGAAAUGCAAUUUUUUUGGUAAUCCUUAAUUUCAUUUCAUUUAAUGUCCUGAAUAAAAGGGGUUCUAUUUUUAUCAGAAUAUAGAUCUGUUCCUCAAUUCAAUUGAUCUUAAUAACUCAAAUUUUGAAUCAGAGAAACAAAAUUUAGAAUUUUUAUAGAAAUUAAGGAAAAACUUAUUAAAAAAAUGGAAAUGA
This is a messenger RNA of Paramecium tetraurelia, 2001 nucleotides long. RefSeq lists its product as uncharacterized. The transcript has a single exon. NCBI's taxonomy places the organism in Eukaryota, Ciliophora, Oligohymenophorea, Peniculida, Parameciidae. The record is from RefSeq and is a predicted model, not a curated record.